AUGAAGCGGGCUCAGAGCAAAAUACUGUACCAACAGUUUAUGCAGUCUUUGAACCACCACUUUGGAGAGCUUAGGAAAAUGAAUAGUGAUCUGCAUGUAGUGGACAAGCUACUUUACGAUUAUGAGGGAAAAAGCUUGUCGCGUAACUAUGAGAACUGGCCGGAUGAAGAAGCAGUCCGGGCGGAAGCUAAGAUAGUAGUCAAGGCAAUGGAACAGUUUGAAAAGCAGCUCAAGGAGUACAAGGAGGCUUUCGAUCGGGAAAUGACCAUCGUUGGGAAGCCCAGAAGAAGCUAUUAUGGGCGUGUGAACUGGGGGGAGAUCAUAGAUGAGACCCGAAAGGCUAGAUCUGCCCCAUCGUCUCCAGAGCCCGAAAAAAAGAAGAGGCGUCAGUGUGAGUGA
Cooperia oncophora is the source of this 399-nucleotide messenger RNA. Lineage: Eukaryota; Metazoa; Nematoda; Chromadorea; Rhabditida; Trichostrongylidae. The record is from the annotation of a GenBank genome assembly.